Messenger RNA from Heterocephalus glaber (naked mole-rat), 6723 nucleotides. NCBI's taxonomy places the organism in Eukaryota, Metazoa, Chordata, Mammalia, Rodentia, Bathyergidae. The record is from RefSeq and is a predicted model, not a curated record.
AUGAGCAUCCCCGUGGCUCCUAAGAAAUCAUGUUUCAGUCAGUUGCAGGACAACAGAAAUGGAUCAAAAAAUAAUAAUGAGAGCAUUCUAAGUCUGGGAGAUACAAAUGCCAAUCAGAUCAUGUUGGAGGUCAGCUCUUCUCAGGAUGAGUCUAAGACAUGUGACCUGACUGAUCAAAUUGGAAAUGCAAAUUCAAGUGGGCUGGAACACCAUGUCCACUUCCAUAAGGAGCCUCACCAACUUCAGGGAUUUAGGAGAGGGUCUCAGUCUGCCUCCACAAGCUUGAAAGAUUUAAAACUUUCUCCUACUUUCCCUAGGGGGCUACAGGAAGAUUGUACCAUGGAGAGAGGCACUGAUAUCUCACAGACUCCUUGGAGUGCCCAGGGGCCAACCCUGUCAAGUUGGAUGAAUAUGACGGGUGAGGCCAGUUCAGAGGUUUUGGCUAAAAAAGACGUUGAAGUUCCCCGGCAUGUUCCAAAGGACAAAUUGGCCAAGACCCUUGACAAUGAAGAGUUGAGAAGGCAUUCUUUGGAAAGUGCAAGCAGCUCUGCAGCUGUGGCUGGGAGCUUGCCUCCACAGCAUCUGCAGCUUGCAAGGCCUAAUGCCCUUGAGCCAUGGGGUCCUGUGCCCAGGGAUGGGGAGGAGCUGCAGAGGACGCUGGCUGACUACUCUUUGGGGACAGCUUUUCCUUCAGCUGACAAUACCUCAGAGAGAAAGAGUGUGCAUCCUCCUAAACCAUCUACCUCAGAAGCCAGGAAGACCACCCCCUCAGAGGCCCAGAUGGAGGGGGCACAUACACUGAAUGUUUGCAAUGAGCACAAGUCACAUCCUGCCCAUUCUGAGCCUGCUCUGAAUUCAACUUUGGUGUCAAAGGAAAUCCUGAGUUAUACUGAAGCACAAUUAGGUCAGAGAAAGGGAGAGCCAAAGCUGGAACUGAAAUAUGUUCAACUCAGGGCUGGGCAGGAGCUAAAGUCAAACCUGGCAGAUGAUCUGGGAUGUCACAAGGAAGAGAGAAUGUCACCCCUAGAGAGAAAGGAGCCAUGUGGGGAAGCACAGCAAGAAGCCACCAGUGCCAUUAGUGGUCCAUCAGACAGCAUCUGCCAUCAUUUUGGUGUUGGCAGAGGUGGCAGUGAGGAUACAGGAGUCAACAAAGGUGUGGAGGAAUCUCUCCAGACCACCCUCAAACAGGUCACUGCUUCCCUGGAAGUGGCUGGUAAUCAGCUAACCUGCAAAAUGUCACAAAGCACAGGAAGUAAAUUGGAUGAAAUGACAUCCAGCGACUUUUUGCCAGGUAACGGCCAUGUAGCCAUUGUUCCUAAUGGCCUGCCUGAGAGCAAGCCCUCAGAUGUCAGUGAGGAAAGAAGGACGCUGGAUAUUGGGAACAGAGAGGGUGCUGUGGUGUUCGUAUCAGAUCCUUCUGUGAGAGACAGGAAAACUGAGGUCCCUGAGUCCCUGGAUCUUCAAAGCAGAAGCUCAGAAGUGGGGGAAAGCAAGGAUACUACAACACCUGUGACUGAACCCAGGAACCUUCGAGAAAAUGCAGCCAAGACUGAUAUUACUCCAUCUAGAGCAGAUUCCUUUCUCAAUACCCCAGCUACCCUCCACCCAGAGAUAACUGUGAACAUGACCCACCAGCCCACACCACCCAGUAGCAUUUUUCAGGAACCUGGUGUGUUCAUUGUGGAUACAGGGUCACCCUCACUGGUCCCACCCUCCACUGACAGUAUGCAGCUGUUGAACACAUCCCCAGAAGUGCCUGACAAGAACAUCUUCCCCAGUGGGAUCCCCAAGCCUUUUGUCACACAUUCCAAGGGCACAACUUCCUUACAGGAAGGAAUGGAGAAACAUCAGGUUGAAAAAAUGGAAGACAGAACAGACACAAAGCCCAUCAUUAUGCCCAAGCCCAAGCACGUGAGGCCCAAGAUCAUCACCUACAUCCGGAGGAAUCCACAGGCCCUGGGCCCAGUGGAUACUUCAUUGGUUUCUGUGGGCCUUCCCUAUGCCCCGCCCACAUGUAGCAUGCCCCUACCCCAGGAAGACAGGGUAGCAAGUGGCGACCUUAAGUCAUCUGCCAACAUCUAUGAGAAAUUCAAGCCGGACUUGCAGAAGCCCAGGGUCUUCAGUUCUGGAUUGAUGGUGUCUGGGAUCAAGCCCCCAGGGCAUCCUUUUAGUCAAAUGAGUGAGAAGUUUUUACAGGAGGUGACAGACCACUCUGGAAAAGAAGAAUUUUGUUCUCCUCCCUAUACACAUUAUGAAGUCCCUCCAACUUUCUAUCGAUCAGCCAUGCUCCUUAAGCCCCAGCUGGGAUUGGGUGCAAUGUCCAGACUACCAUCUGCAAAGAGCAGGAUUCUGAUUGCAAGUCAGCGGUCUUCAGCAAGCACCAUCCAUCCACCAGCACCCAUCACAACAGCGACAAGUCUCUACGCUUCUGAUCCUUCAGAUUUAAAGAAAGCCUCCAGUUCAAAUGCUGCAAAAUCUAAUCUACCCAAAUCUGGGCUUCGUCCUCCUGGAUACUCACGUCUUCCGGCUGCCAAGCUGGCGGCAUUUGGCUUUGUCCGGAGCUCCAGUGUCUCCUCGGUUUCCAGCACUCAAUCUGUGGACAGUGCACAGCCAGAGCAGAACCGGCCGGUCACCCGUUCAACCUUCGGGAGUGAAGAACAGAUAGCUCAGAAGGCAGCUGUGCCUUUUAAGGACACACCUAAGGGGCCCAGCCGGGUGGCCUCUGCAGCAUCCUCCAGUGUGACAACGCCCCGCAGGAGUUUACUUCCAGCACCCAAAUCCACUUCCACACCUGCUGGAAUAAAGAAAGAAGCACAAAAAGAUCAAGAUGCUAGUAAACCUACUGUUUCAUCUCCUAAAAGAAUAGCAACUUCCACCUCCAAGCUUCAUUCACCAGGAUACCCGAAGCAGAGGACUGCAGCUCCUCGAAAUGGGUUUGUGCCCAAGCCUGACCCACAGGCCCGCGAGGCUGAGCGGCAGCUGGUCCAGCGGCUGAAGGACAGAUGUGAGCGACAGGCCCGGCAUCUUAGCCUCAUUCAAGGGGAGCUGAGGAGAGCCAUCUGUGGCUUCGAUGCUGUGGCUGUAUCCAUGCAGUAUUUCUUUGGAAAGAAUGAAAGUGCCCUUGUGAAAGAAAAAGAGCUGUCAAUCGAACUUGCAAACAUCAGGGAUGAAGUUGCCUUCAACACAGCCAAGUGUGAGAAGCUGCAGAAGGAGAAGGAGGACCUGGAGCGGCGGUUUGAGGAGGAGCUGAGGAGGAUGGGCUGGCAGCAGCAGGCCGAACUCCAGGAGCUACAAGAGCGGCUACAGCUACAGUUUGAGGCGGAGAUGGCCCGCCUGCAGGAGGAGCACCACGGUCAGCUGCUGCGGAUUCGGUGCCAGCACCAGGAACAGGUUGAAGAUAUCACCACCAGCCAUGAGGCUGCAUUCCUGGAGAUGGAGAAUAACCACACGGUUGCCAUUGCGAUCCUGCAGGAUGACCAUGACCACAAAGUUCAAGAAUUGGUGUCUGCUCAUGAACUUGAAAAGAAAGAAUUGGAAGAAAAUUUUGAAAAACUGCGACUGUCAUUACAGGACCAGGUGGACACACUGACCUUCCAGAGCCAGUCUCUGCGGGACCGAGCGCGGCGCUUUGAGGAGGCUUUGAGGAAAAACACAGAAGAGCAGCUGGAGGUUGCACUGGCUCCUUAUCAGCACUUGGAAGAAGACAUGAAGAGUUUGAAGCAAGUGUUAGAGAUGAAGAAUCAGCAAAUACACCAGCAGGAAAAGAAGAUUAUUGAGCUAGAAAAGCUGGCUGAAAAGAACAUUAUCCUGGAAGAAAGGAUCCAAGUCCUCCAGCAGCAAAAUGAAGACCUCAAAGCAAGGAUUGAUCAGAACACAGUUGUCACCAGACAGCUGUCAGAGGAAAACGCUAAUCUCCAGGAAUACGUGGAAAAAGAAACCCAGGAGAAGAAGAGAUUGAGCAGAACCAACGAAGAGCUGCUUUGGAAGCUUCAAACGGGGGACCCAACGAGUCCUAUUAAACUCUCCCCCACCUCCCCAGUUUACCGAGGCUCCUCGUCCGGGCCCUCCUCUCCGGCCAGAGUCAGCACGAUGCCUAGAUGACGUCACCACGCAGUCUGCGGGCGCUCCGGCUUCUGUCCACCCAGGGAGUGCUGACCAGGUGCUGGCAGGUGCCGGCCGGCCACCCUGUGUGCAUGCUCAGUAGCUGCAUAUUGUAUCCUCUUCUGACCCCUGUGUAGACUGACCCGGUACUGGCACUUAGGAAGGUGUAAACAGUAAUCUGACGUGCAGAAACGUUUUACCAUAGUUAGAGCCAAAAGAAAGACAAUUCCAGUUGUUCUUGAAUGAUGAACUUACACUGCAGCAUUUCAGGUUAGUUACAAAUAGCUCAGUUUUGAAUAUACAUUGAGUAAUCAUUGUGUACUGCACCGAUAUGUGUAUAUAUUUAGAUAUACAUAUAUACACAUGCGGCAGUUCUGAAUUGCAUUUUUUAUAAUGUGAUGUGCUGACAUAUUUUAGUGAAGAUCAGCAGUUUUCUAACUUGUGCCUAAGAAUUAUUGGGAAAUGAAAAUGCAUUUCUAUCUAACUUCCUAGGAAUAUUUCUACCCAAAAUAGAAAAAGGAAAAAAAAAUCCAGAUAGAGAAGCGCCUUUCAACCUGCCACCAAGUGGUACUCUGUUUAACACAAACACCAGCGAUUUGUGGACGGUAACUGCCUUUGGAACAAUCAGCUUCUUAGUCAACAUGACGUGAGGUCAUUAUCACUCCAUUCACAAGAUUUAAUUAUGAAUCCUUCUGUCGCGACUGUAAGGAUAGAAGUGGGAAACCCUAGGGGGUUGAGCAGUUUUUCUGAAUGUUACUCACGAUAGCGACUCAUCUGUAGUCAUGUAAACACAGCUUUGCUUUUUUUUCUAAAUGUCAUCUUGGAAUCAGUCGCUGAGGUAUUUUUGUACCCUUGGGAAAAUGUAGACAAGCAUGACCUUUUGGAGUGAGGAUGAGGAUGACUUUGGAGAUGACCAAGACCAUCAUGUUCUAUCCUCAUGAAGGGGAACUGCCGAUAAGGUACAUAUUUGACCAGGUACAGAGUUAGACAGUAUCCAGCAUUAUUCCAUUUGGUUUGCUCUGAUAUGAUGUUGUGCAUGGUCAACUCAUUGAAAUGUGACCCUCAGGCCCAUAUUUCAUAGGCAACUCCCUUUCAAUUCUGUUGUACAACUCAACCCCACCACUGCAUAUGGAGAUGGCUCAGGGGUUUUGGCAGGGACUUCCAGAAAGCCAGCCUUUCUGUCCUGGGGAACCAGUUCUGAAAAGUGCUAGGUCAUCACACAGCCUCUCAGAAACUCAGUCAUACUUUCUGCUGAAUGAUCAAGGAACAUCUUAGCCCUAGGAGGUUCUCCCAAACAGAGGAGCUGAUGGAGCAGCCAGCCAGCUGUCAUGAGCUACUGGACUGGCAUUUGUCUCUGAAAUGGUAAAAUUAGAAUGUGAAAGGUAUUUAUUUAGUGCUGUGCAAGACUAGGAGCAUGUUACACAAAAGAAGUAGUUUUAACAGUCAAUGGGGUGAGGAUAAUAAUGUCUUUGUUUCCUGUAUGUGACAAAGACCCCUGCACUUUUCUCCCUAAGACCUCUGAAAAUCUUCUGAGCACAGGCCAGUCUUUGAGCAUGUCCAAGGCAAGAAAACCCAUGGAGCCUGAAGAAAUGGCCCAUGGAAGGGGUUGGCUUGCCUAAAGUUACAAGUGUGGUGACACAGAGGCAGAUGUGGCCUGUGCUCCUCAUGUAACUUGAAGUUGAUCUUCCUGGCCUCAGAUACACCUUAUUUCUAGCAAAACUCCAAGGGUCUUGCUCAUCCUGGAGACAUGCCCAGUAGAUACACAUUGAAGAAACAAUUAUUUUCCUUUAGUGGCCCUGCAUGAUACUGUGAUAAUGCGCUGGGCAUUCUCUUAGAGUAGUUCAGGCCACAUCAACUAAAUACACAAUACUUUAUUCUUCUAGCAGGUACAACCUGCAAACACAAGUUUGGUUGUAGCUUAGCUCUCUGAAUUAGGACUGCUUCUAUAACCGUGCCUGCUAAAUGCAGUUACACAGCAAUACAGACUUCAGUGUGAUGUUAGAAUGUGGUACAGUGUGUUAGGGUGUUGCGGUCAAAAUUGUAGUGACGUUAGAACUAAGUAAUCCCUCAUUAGGUGGACUAGAGCCUUGCCCUGACUGGCCCUGACCUUGGGCACUUGAGCUACUUUCCAUGUGGACCUGACUUUGAUUUUUUCAUCACGAACACCCAUCAUGUAUGGCUCCCUGUCUAAGUCAUUACUGCUCCCAAAUCACAGGUGAUGGUAGUUGCUGCACCUCCUCCUCAAUACUUCUACCCCUCACUCUUAGCAUCUUGACCUCUCUCAACGUAGAAAUCCACCUGUAUCUCAGGCUGGCGCACUGUAUCGUCUAUAAAUGCUGCAGCCUCCCCGCCUGCUUCAGACAGACCCAGCAAACAGCACCAGUGUCUUCGUGCCCUUGGGAGACCUGGGCUGGCCAGUCCCCACCCUCUGCUUGCCACAGGCUGGCCCGAGGCUCUGGCUGGAUGUCAGAAUGGGUGGGAUGAGGGGGGCUGGCACUCUCUGGGAUUAAUGGGAUGAGUUCACAACGUUCCUUUUCCUGCCCCUCCAGUUUCUGUGUUGCAUAUUUGUAUUUAACUCUGAAACCUAUUAAAAUGAACUUGAGGGACUUUCUGUGAUAUCAA